Messenger RNA from Exophiala viscosa, 1074 nucleotides. RefSeq lists its product as uncharacterized. The transcript has a single exon. The coding region runs from base 1 to 1074 and encodes 357 amino acids. Lineage: Eukaryota; Fungi; Ascomycota; Eurotiomycetes; Chaetothyriales; Herpotrichiellaceae. The record is from RefSeq and is a predicted model, not a curated record.
AUGGACACCGAACAGCAGAUCCAAGAUGAGGUGACCUUACUUGAGCUUGAAGAGCGCCAGCUACUCAUCGAUCGCAAAAGGCUCGAAUUGAGACAGCGUCUUGCCGCGAUUCAACGACGGAAGCAACCUGAGACAAUUACUCUUGAUCUUACCAAUCAUGAGGAUGAGAUCAAUCCCAAGCAAGAGCCGGAGAAGGACAAUGGACCGAUCGAAGUGCAAGACACCGUGGCCGAACAACCAAUAUCGAACAACCCUACAGCUCAGACCGCAAUGAGCAUCGUGAAACAAGAACGGGAACAACACCAGUACCCGAUGGCCACGGCCGGACAGAAAGUCGCUAUGGCUAAUUUUCAACCAGAACAGCAACCUGCCUCGGAUGUUCAAAAGGACUAUAACCAAGCGGCUGCAGACAUUGAGACACCCACCACCACCGCAUCUGUCUCCCAGCAACCUUCUGAUGAGAUUCCAAGACCAAGUGAAUGUAACCGACAGAGUGAGAAGCAGGCCUUGCCCUCAAUGACCACGCCCCGACCUGAUUAUCUCAAGCGAACGUUAUCUCUUCCAGAGGAUCAGGGUGCUAUUAGGCUGUUUCAUCCUCAGGCGUCAGGACCUGAGCGACUUGAUGCUGAGAAACCCGCCACGUUCACCGAAGCAAUGCCGCCCAAGAAGGCGCGGGUGCUGGCAUACGAGGUGCAACAGAAGGCCGGGUUACCAGCCCCACUAGAACGGCGACGUGCCCUGACUACCUACUAUCGACAUCUUCUUAGUCUCCAUCUCGAGUCCUUGACUUUCAGCGGACCUCCGUAUGCAUUCCACGUACGCAAAAUGGUUGACGGAACCAGUCGCUGCGAUCCUCGGGACGCAAAUCGGCAGAUCAAGGAAGCCAUGGCCACGAAAAGAAAGCCCGAUAAGUUUGAAGAGACGAUGGAGCGGUUUGCCAGCAGCUGCAAGUUCUGGUGGCCAGUAUGUCUGGCCUUGCCUCGGCUGGAUGAUCAGAGGACCAUGAUCAAGAGAGUUGUUGGACAGCUCAUAGACGGUACUUUCGACCCCAAGGAGUUCGUCAGAGACAAAUGA